Molecule: messenger RNA, 910 nt
Organism: Cucurbita moschata (crookneck pumpkin)
Lineage: Eukaryota; Viridiplantae; Streptophyta; Magnoliopsida; Cucurbitales; Cucurbitaceae
Product: protein CURVATURE THYLAKOID 1A, chloroplastic-like
Exons: 5
Coding region: 193-684 (163 amino acids)
Cellular component (GO): chloroplast thylakoid membrane; thylakoid
Source: RefSeq, a predicted model, not a curated record
CACGUGUCGAUACCAGAGGCCGUCUUCCCAAAAUGUGAUCACGGAUAAGCAAGCCAUUUCUGAACAUAGAAAAUGGCGACAACAAAAAAUCUAUGCAAAAACCAGUCAGCAGGUCAUCGACGGCCAUUUGAUUGAGGAUUGCUCUCUCUUUCCGGCGCCGAUUCUUUGUUUGAUCGAACUCUCUGUAAAGAAAUGGCAGCCACGGCCUCCCCCACAGCGGCCACCGCCGUUCUGAGACCUUCUCUGACUGCUUUUCAACCCACUCGCCGCUCCGCCUUGCCGCUCCUCCCCCCUCGACUCGGCUCCCCGUCUUUCACCACUUCUCUCAAAUUCUCCUUAGAGUCUCGUAGAUCGUCUUUGCUUCAAACCCGAGCCUCAUCUUCAGAAGAAUCAUCUGCUGCUGAUGCAUCUGAGCUCUUUACAGACUUGAAAGAAAAGUGGGAUGCCCUUGAGAACAAAUCGACGGUACUCCUCUACGGAGGCGGGGCGAUCGUUGCUGUUUGGCUUUCUUCAAUUCUUGUUGGUGCAAUCAACUCAGUUCCAUUGCUUCCGAAGAUCCUGGAGUUGGUAGGACUCGGAUAUACGGGGUGGUUCGUGUACCGAUAUCUACUCUUCAAGUCAAGCAGAAAGGAACUAGCUGAUGAUAUUGAAGUAUUGAAGAAGAAGAUCGCUGGAACAGAAUAAGUAGCGCGUGGUCGGGCGCCAUGAUCGACAUGGUUUGUUCCUCUUGUUAUCAUUUUGUACUUGAUUCUCUUUCGUUUAGAAGAGGCAAUCUAAAUCUAAAUCAUGUAAUGUGGAAUAGUUUUUGCUUUGAUCCCUGUAACUCAUGUUCCCUUUCAUUGUAUGUGUAAUAAGAUCUGUUAAGUUCAUUGCAUGGAAAGUGGAAACCCCCCUUUCUCAAAUUUACUUC